This is a messenger RNA of Oncorhynchus keta (chum salmon), 2516 nucleotides long. RefSeq names its product titin-like. Bases 32 to 2071 code for a protein of 679 amino acids. NCBI's taxonomy places the organism in Eukaryota, Metazoa, Chordata, Actinopteri, Salmoniformes, Salmonidae. The transcript is spliced from 29 exons. The record is from RefSeq and is a predicted model, not a curated record.
AUCGUAUUUAAGGCGUGGGCAAACACUGGAGAUGUCUACUUGUGCUGUGCCCCUGUCCAGUCGGCCAGUUUCUCUCUCUCUCCUUGUAUUUCUGUCUGUCUGCCUGUUUUUCUCUCUGCCGGACCAGGUCUCCUCCACCAUGCUGGUAAAAGCGCUCCUUCAGACCUCGCUGGUCCUAUGGCUGGCACAGUACACACUACAAGGAGGAGUGAAACCUCAAAGUGGCGGUAUGGGGAAAAUGCUACCCAGGGGGGCUGGUGCUCUUGGGAUACAGGGAGGCUACGGAGCCAAGCCCGCCAAAACUGGAGGAGCUGGGGGUGGUCGUUAUCCAGGGGGGGCUCAGCAGCUUGGAGGAGGUGAGUUUCUCAAAGAAAGAGGGGAUACAGAGGCCCAGGAGGGGCCGGGGGUAGGGGAGGAUAUGGUAACGGAGGCCAGGGAGGCUAUGGUGCUGGUCUGGGAGCAGGAAAUGGCCAAGGAAUGGGGACGGGAGCCGGACUGGGCUCACAGGGUGGGAAACCACGUGGAGGAUACGGUGGUAAUGGAUAUGGCACACAGCCAGGUUACGGGGCUGGAGCUGGAGCCGGAGCCAGAGGCUAUCCACGACCAGGUGCUGGAGCUGGGUAUCCCAAUGGACAGGGAUCUAAGGGACCAAAACCGGGAUAUGGUGCAGGAGCUGGAGUGCCCAAUGGACAGGGUGCUAAACCCAAUGGGUAUGCUGCAGGAGCUGGAGGAGUUCCCACUGGACAGGGUGCUAAACCAUCCAAACAGGGAUAUGGUGCAGGAGCUGGAGUGCCCAAUGGACAGGGUGCUAAACCCAAUGGAUAUGGUCCAGGAGCUGGCAUUCCCAAUGGUCAGGGUGCUAAACCCAAUGGAUAUGGUCCAGGAGUUGGAGCCCUCAACGGUGGUAAAAGCUAUGGAUAUGGUCCAGGAGUGGGAGAACCCAAUGGACAGGGUGCUAAAGCAACAAAAACUGGCUACGGUGCUGGAGCAGGCAGCUACCCUGGGGCAGGAAACAACGGCUAUGGAGCAGGUCUUGGACAAGGAGGAUACCCCCAGAAUGGAGCAGGUGCCAGUCUGGGACAGGGAGGAUACCCCCAGGGUGGAGCAGGAGGAUACCCCCAGGGUGGAGCAGGAGGAUACCCCCAGGGUGGAGCAGGUGGAUACCCACAGGGUGGAGAAGGUGGAUACCCCCAGGGUGGAGCAGGUGGAUACCCACAGGGUGGAGAAGGUGGAUACCCCCAGGGUGGAGCAGGUGGAUACCCCCAGGGUGGAGCAGGAGGAUACCCCCAGGGUGGAGCAGGAGGAUACCCCCAGGGUGGAGCAGGUGGAUACCCCCAGGGUGGAGCAGGUGGAUACCCCCAGGGUGGAGCAGGUGGAUACCCCCAGGGUGGAGCAGGUGGAUACCCCCAGGGUGGAGCAGGUGGAUACCCCCAGGGUGCAGGAAAACCAGGCAAAGCUGGCGGUGGUGCUAAUCUGGGACAGGGAGGAUAUCCCCAGGGUGGAGCAGGAGGAUAUCCCCAGGGUGGAGCAGGAGGAUACCCCCAGGGUGGAGCAGGCAAAUCAGCGGGUUAUGGUGAUCAAAUUGGAGGAGCAUACCCCGGGGCCGGAGCGGGCAACGGAUAUGGGAAUGGUGGAGGCCCAGCUGGGGGGGCCAAUGCAGUGCCUGCAGGCUAUGGCAAUGGCUACGGUGCUAGUACUGGAGGCAAUGGUUAUGGAGCCGGGGGAGGAGUCAGUCAGCUUCCUUACAAUGGAGCCCCAGUCAAUACUGCUGGACUGGAUGCAGGUGAUGGAAGCUUCCCUUAUGGUGCUCAGCAACUGGGCCUUGGUGGUGAUGGAGGCAAAUCCUCUGGCAAAUAUGGCAACGGUGGAUUGCCACAGGGUGCACAACAGGGUGCACAGCCUUAUGGACCUGCGACUGGUGGUGGGAAACCACCUUGCAAAAAUGGAAACGGAGGGGGCUUUGGAGCACAGCCAGCAGGCUAUGGUCAAGGACAGCUGGGUGCAGGUCAGAGUGCCCCCUACAGUAACGGAGCAGGAGGGAAGGAAAGCAAAUAUGGUGGUGGUGGACUGACUGGAUUCUUUGGAAAUGGAGGGUACAAAGGUUAAGUCAAUCAGCUGAGGCCUUCUUGAAGUGAAUAUUUGUUCCGUUCCGUCAUGUGUUCAUGGUGAUGUUUGUUGUUUGGUCUGUUGUUACAUUUAACUAUUCCAUUUUUGUUCUGUAUUUGUCUGGUUUUUUGUUCAUGGUCCUUGUCUUUUGUGUUGUUGUGUGUCUGUCCCCUCUCUUCCUCUACUGGUUUUGGAGAUUGUGUUGCCAGUGUGUUUGUGUUCAUAUCCAUUUCACACUAAAGGGCAGAAAGCAACCGUAUAAUGUCUGUCAGUCUCCUCAUUCUUUUAACCUUGGCAAAAGUAUGGCAAAUGUACUGUACAUGUGAUGUGGGGGUUGAGUUUUAAGACUGAAGCUCUAUGAGUUUAAAUCAAUACCAAAUAAAAUCAAAUUUAAAGACCUGUUCCCAAAA